AUGCCCUCCUUCACCAUUGCUGGCGCCUUGCUAGCUCUUGCAGAUCCCGACAAUGAUCCUUGGGGAUGGGGUCAAUGGCAGUCGCUCACUGGAUAUCAUACAGCCCCAUGGCUCGUCGACAAUGGCCCUCAAAAUAUUGUUCAUCGGAGCGCCCAAACCCGUGAGGCGGUGUCGUCCUUUGUCUCAUUGUUCUUUGCAGCCCAUGUCGACGAGAAAUUGCAAGUCACGCAGCGCAAAUCAGACUCGCAUGUUGAAGGUCGUGCCGCUUGGACAUCCUUUGUCAGCGCGAAUUGGAAGUUGGUGUGGAAGGUUCAGGAUCUCAUUGACUCUACGUUGAAAGAGCAAUCCUGUGGCCCUUAUGAGGUAAUGUCCCGCAGGCAAUCCCGCGAGCUCCCAACAUUGGAACGAGCUCAGGUGAAACGAGCAUAUCCAUUCCUCGCUCAUGCUCUCUUCGGAGAGGAUGGCACUGUAGACACCACCGCAUCCUUCCUCAAAGAUAAUGCAAACAUGAAAGCAUCUUGGACCGAACUAACUACAACCAACGUCACCCCCACAUCAGCUCGCAUCAGACGGUAUCUGGCCAGCAGUGAUAAGGUUAUCACGUUGUUGCAGCGCUACACCGAUCCUGAGUCAGUCAAACAGAUUGAAGAUCAACGCCAACAACUUAUUGACAUGCUUGGAGCAAUGGGUCUUGAUAAGAGUGGAAAAUCAAACAAGAUGCGUGUUCCUAAAUUGCUGCGAGAUGCAUUAGAAAAACUCGCCACCACGGACCAAGUCUCAGCUCUGGAAUGCACUAUUCAUGAAUUCAUGGAGCGCUUGACCGAUCAGGACAUGCAGAACAUACCCACCCUGGACUUCAAGUUGCCGCCUGCGGUUGCAUGGAAAGAGGGCGUGGAAGACUUUGCGGAUAAAUCGGAGGACAAUCUUUGGCGGAUGCUGGGACUAGGACAGAUGCGCGCCCUCCCACACUUCCAAACCAAGACCAAUCCAACGGCCAGUAUCAAACCUUGGUCCAUCGAAGGCCAGACAUGGCUUGAAGAAAACAACGCAGCAGUCCCCCUUCGACCUAAAUGGCACCAAGUGGUCGGCAUCGUAAAGAUGAUGGACAAGGUAUUGAAGGGAGAGCCAUUGCUGUUAAUGAACGAAGUCGGCGUAGGGAAAACGAUGCAAGCGGUUGGAGUCAUCGCGUGUACAGCUUAUUUCCGUGAUUUUUAUCAGACACAUGAACAAUUUCCUGGAAUGUUUAGUAAAUAUAAAUGCAUUUCCACUGGGGCUAACCUCCCAGACCUUCCUACCAUUCUUGUUUGCCCGACCAACCUCCAUGCUCAACUCACGAGCGAGAUCGAACAUUAUUUACGUCGCGGAACCUUCGACCUCUUGCCUUACACCGGCAAACUCCAACAGCGCGAGCAAUGGUGGGAAACUAUAUGGACCCAAUCAAAAAUGUCUCCUGGUCGUUGCAUUGUAUUAGUGCCUCAAACUGCAUUACAGAGUGAUUCUGAUACUAUUUGGGUUGCUUCUGACCACGACACUGGGGCGCAGCCGCGUUUUGCAUUACUACACAACAAAUGGGUGAAACAGACGGUAUACGGACAACAAUGGGGCCUGUUCGUGAUGGAUGAAGCUCACGUCGCGCGCAAAUAUAAUAGGAUUUAUGUCGCCAUGCGGGCCCUUCAUCAGCAAGCCAAUGUCACAAUUGUGCUCACCGCUACACCCGUGCUAACAAGACCAUCAGAUAAUCUCGACACGACUCUCCUCCGCAUUAUGGUCGGCAACGAUAAGUACGCGAAUGAGGAAGCCUCCGAAUAUCGAUCGUCCAUCCUCAAUUGGAUGAAUGUCAUGCGCGACAAAUUUGCUGGAUCAGUGAUUCGCAGGACCGUCGACUCAAAAGAUUGUAAUCAACAACCCAUCUCUGGUUUGCCUCCUCACACCGAGCACCCAUUACUUGUUUUGAUGUAUGACUGGGAGCGCAAGAACCUACACAACAUUGUGAAAGAACUCGUGGACGACCAUCCGACUGCUGCAUAUUAUGGCGCUGGCAAGCGUAAUACGGACUCGGUAACAGUGAAACUCGACGUCUUAGGCAAAGUACUCGACUACCACCUCGAACAAGACGGACGUCAACCUGUCACCGCCGCGGAUAAUGGACGGGACAUUCAGCCUGACGAUCAUUAUGGGUCCUUCGACCUCAACCCCGCCGAACCCGACAAAAUUGUUGUAUAUUCGGCAUUCCCAACAUCUAACCAAGCAAUUCUAGAUAUCCUCAGUAUUUAUGGCAUCAAAGCUGUGGAGUUGAACGGCAGUGUGCCACUCAGAAAGCAUCAAGCAGCAAUAGAUGCGUUCCGCAUGUCUACCAGGGAUUCCGGUCCUCGCGUGCUUAUUUUGUCGGGCGUCGGCAUGGAUACGCUUUGGUCUGACCAGGAAGACGCACAACUGCGAGGUUGUGUGUGGCAUCAACCACAGCCGAAGCAAGUCCACGUCUACCGUCUAGUGGCUACGGGCACCUCUGACGUUUUCCUCAACAAUAUCUCUUUCGACAAGGGCGUCAUGCAUGCCGUCUUUGUCGGAACAGAGGUAGUCAUUAGGAAAGCCUUCCUCGGCCACGCAGAAGAAGACGACGCCCUGCUUUCCUUGGUUAGCGAUGACGAUCAAGAGCACAUUGCGAUUGGGAACGACAUGGACGUGGAUGAGCCCACCAGCCCCAAAGCCACGGGAAAAGGGAAGGCAAAGACUAAGCCAAAGCGACGGGUCACUCGCCAAGAGAAAGGCAAAAAACUUGAUGACACAGCCAAAGGUUCCUCCUUGCGCACAUUGCGCAAGCGCAAACCAAGCCAAGAGCAACUUGACGCAACUGUCGUAAAACCGAAGAAGACGCGUAAAUCAGCCAAUGUCCCUCUUCUCUCGACUGCGGGCCCUUCCUCUUUCUCUGGCGAGCAUGGUACAUCGACUGCAGGCAAUAUCUCCUUGCCUGAUAUUGAAACUCUCCGAGCCAGCAAUCCUAAUUUUGAUCGUGAUCCCUACCAAGACGAAGAUGCAGCAAUGGCAGCGCUUCAACAUGGUUUUGCGCGGGCUUCCACAGAGCCGCCCUCAUCUCCACUGUCCACAGUCCCUCCCAUGAGUGAAUCAGAAGAUGUCACAGAAGGGUCAACUAAAGGAAGAGGACGUAGGGGCCGAGGAUCAAGUGGGGGCCGUGGUCAGCGCCAGAGUUCAAGGCAGGCCGCUGUGCGAGGCCAGAAGUAA
Serpula lacrymans var. lacrymans S7.9 is the source of this 3240-nucleotide messenger RNA. RefSeq lists its product as uncharacterized. The transcript has 12 exons. The record is from RefSeq and is a predicted model, not a curated record. The coding region runs from base 1 to 3240 and encodes 1079 amino acids. Gene Ontology annotation, molecular function: ATP-dependent chromatin remodeler activity; ATP binding. Lineage: Eukaryota; Fungi; Basidiomycota; Agaricomycetes; Boletales; Serpulaceae.